CCUAAAUAAUCAAUCUUUUCUCUCUCAAGAAACAGUCAAAAUAAUAUGGCUUCUUACGUCUACUUGGUACGCCCCCCACACGCGUCCCCGCUUCCCGGCGGCGGCCUUAUAGGCAUAAAGAUGGCCUACAAAUCUGAGGCAGCUGCCGCCGCCGGCGGCGACCCUAUCAUCCAAUAUGCUACAGAACAGUUCGAUCACAGCCGCAUUUUGGCUUCGUACGAGGACGCGUUUGCCUUUGUCUCCGGCGUACUCGUCCAUCACUUUGGCUUGGACCCAGCACAGAUUCACCGCGAACUCACCCACCGUUUGGUCCGAUGCGCUUUGAACAGUGCUUAUGUCCUGCCCGAUGCCCGAGCCGGGUUUUUUGUCUCUGUCGAUUUAGAAACAGUGUACUUUGAUGAUGACAGUGGUGAUUUCGGUGGGCCCGUGGGACUGUCGGAGAACGAUGUUCGGAUGUUGAAGUCGGAAAAGUGGGAAGGCGGGAGUUGCGAGGAGGAGUUGUGUGCGGUGUGUCUGGCAGAACUUGUGGGAGGAGAAGGGAUCAUUCGCCUGGAGCCUUGCUGUUCCCAUGUAUUCCACAAAGAUUGUAUUCUUGUCUGGUUGAGGAAGAACCAAACCUGUCCUCUGUGCCGUAGGGUUGUUGUGGUCGGCAACAACAACAACCUGAGAGAUGAUGACGAGAGGAGCAGCGCAGUCCCAUUGUUGCCGCAUCUUCUGUAUGGUCGCAGCCCGUCGCCGCCAGUUGAUUUCACAUCUUUCUUGCCACAUAACAUGCAUAGAAGUGGCGGUCCUGUUUGAAUUUUACAUGUUUAUUCUAUACAUAGAAUCAUCUCUAUCAGCAGUCAGUCAAUUGUUAUUCUAAUACAUGUUUUCAUUCUUCAGAUUGUUUGAAAUUUAAACAUGGUGAUUGUGUGUGUUCGUGGUUAUAAUAUACUAUGAGUACGUUU
Messenger RNA from Cuscuta campestris, 947 nucleotides. Lineage: Eukaryota; Viridiplantae; Streptophyta; Magnoliopsida; Solanales; Convolvulaceae. The record is from the annotation of a GenBank genome assembly.